Chrysemys picta bellii (western painted turtle) is the source of this 423-nucleotide messenger RNA. NCBI's taxonomy places the organism in Eukaryota, Metazoa, Chordata, Testudines, Emydidae. The record is from RefSeq and is a predicted model, not a curated record.
CAGUUACACUCUUCCAUUGAGGCAUUUAAAAAUCUUACUCUGCUGUUGCAACUCUCCUUCAUUCCAGUUGUUGUGGCCUGGGUCAGCCCUUGAGAAUCUUGGCAAGCCCUCCACCGCGGAAGGAAGCAGCAGUCCUGACGCUGAACUCUCACCAUGUCUCAGGCGGAAUUUGAGAAAGUCGUUGCUAUGGUCAGGGAAAUGAAGGCUUCGAUCUCCAAGCAAGAAAAACUGGAGAUUUACAGUCUCUACAAACAAGCCACCAUCGGGGACAUCAACAUCCCCUGCCCUUGUGCAACCGAUGUAACAGGCAAAGCCAAAUGGGAGGCCUGGAAUGGACGCAAAGGGAUGAGCAAGGCUGAUGCCAUGAAGAAUUACAUAGCAAAAGCAGAAGAGCUGAAAAAAAAGUAUGGAGCGUAAAAUUAA